GUGCUGGGUGUAGAGUGGAUGAUGGUGAGGCUGAGGCAGGAGGAGGAUGCUCUGAGCUGGACCGGCGCUGGGCGCUCGCGGGCUGAGGUCACCGGACGGAGUGCUGACCGAUGAGGAGACACGUCUCUGCUGCAGUGAAGUGAAGCUCCGCUGCCCUCAAACAUGCAUAUCUGGGUAUCGGUCGUCUCGUUCGUCGCCACGUCGCUGAGCUUUGCCGAGAUGCUUGACAUUUACGGGGAGAUCUGCGGAGGGCUGUGCGCUUGUGAAGAGCGAGAUGGAGUUUUGACAGCUAGCUGUGAAAACCGAGGCAUCGUCAGCCUCUCUGAUGUUGGGCCUCUGCACUUCGGCACGUACCACCUCCUGCUUACGGGCAACCUCCUCAAAAAACUUUCUCUUAAUGAAUUCUUGCAUUACGAAGGACUCACCAUUCUGCAUCUAGGAAACAACGACAUUGCUGAGAUCGAGAGCGGGGCUUUUAACGGACUACAGGGACUAAAGCGCUUGCAUCUGAACAACAACAAAAUCGAAGCCCUGCGGGAAGACACUUUCGUCGGCCUCGACAAUCUGGAGUAUCUUCAGAUCGACUACAACUACGUCAGUCACAUUGAGGCGAAUGCCCUCAACAGGCUCCGUCAUCUGGAGGUGCUGAUCUUGAAUGACAACCUGCUGUCUUCCCUGCCAAGAAACAUUUUUCAAUUUGUUCCCCUGACGCAUCUCGACCUCAGAGGGAACCAGCUCAAACUGCUCCCCUAUAGCGGCCUUCUGGAGCACAUGGGCAGGAUUGUCGAGCUGCAACUUGAGGAGAACCCAUGGAACUGUUCUUGCGAGCUCAUAGCACUGAAAGCCUGGCUGGAGAGCAUCUCCUACACAGCAUUGGUGGGAGACGUGGUUUGUGAGACGCCGUUCCGGCUGCACGGCAGAGACCUCGACGAGAUCUCGAAGCAGGAGCUUUGUCCCAGGAGAGCAAUUGCUGAGUACGAGAUGAGAGCAGAACCAGUUCACGGUGCAGAGGGCAUCUUCAGGACAACAUCUUCUGCUACAGCCAGCGCUUCCUUUACCUCCUCCAAUAUCCAGCGCUCAAUGCGUCCCACAAAGAGCCCACGUCAGUCAGGGAAGCUACGUGCCAAACCCACCUCACGGGUCUCCUCCAGCAAGCCUCAGAACUACGGCCCAAUGGUGGCUUACCAGACCAAAUCACCAGUAUCCCUAGACUGCCCUACUGCGUGUACUUGCAACCUCCAGAUUUCAGACCUCGGCUUGAACGUCAACUGCCAAGAGAGAAAGAUUGAGAGCAUCUCGGAUUUAGAGCCCAAACCUUACAAUCCAAAGAAGAUGUACCUCACAGGAAAUUACAUCCCUUCCGUUGACAGUUCAGACUUUACGGAAACUACCGGCUUGGAUCUGCUUCACUUAGGGAACAAUCGUAUUUCUGUUAUCCACAGCAGGGCAUUUGAGGACCUGGUGCACUUACGGAGGCUUUAUUUAAAUGGGAACUUAAUUGAGCGACUCACAGAUGACAUGUUCUAUGGCUUGGAAAGCCUGCAGUUUCUUUACUUGGAAUACAAUGUCAUUCGAGAGAUUGCGGCAGGCACCUUCGAGCAAGUACCCAGCCUUCAGCUGCUCUUUCUCAACAACAACCUUCUCAAAGCUUUACCCCUGGGAGUGUUCAGUGGAUUGAGUCUGGCGCGACUGAACCUGCGAAACAAUCACUUUCGCAGCCUGCCGGUCGGCGGAGUUCUGGAGGAAUUGACAUCCGUAGUGCAGAUAGAUCUGUUUGAGAAUCCCUGGGAUUGCUCCUGUUCUAUUGUGGAGAUGAAAAACUGGCUAGAACAGCUCAGCGCCGGAACUGUGGUGAACAGUGUGAUUUGUGAGUCCCCCCCAAGGCUCUCGGGAGAGGAUAUGCGCUACAUUCAUUCCACUCAUCUCUGCCCAAACAACUCAAACACCCCGGCAUCUGUCGUUCCGCCCUCGGAGGAAUCUUUCCCAGGCAGCACCAUUACGUUGGAGACUGCACUGGAUUUUGAUACUCAGUAUCCCAUGAUUCCUCUCUCUGUGCUUAUUCUCGCUUUGCUUCUCAUCUUCAUCAUGUCUGUGUUUGUUGCUGCCGGGCUUUUCGCGGUCAUGAUGAAGCGACGCAAGAAGGCAGAGCGCUCUGCUUCCAUGGGCGCCACCAUGACCUCUUUCAACACCCUUUACAGCGACCGAUCGUCAGCGAAGGUCAGGACCUCUGCGGGUCACGUGUAUGAGUACAUCCCUCCUCCAGUAGAGGGCGCAUCCAAAAGAGCCCCCUAUGGAACAGGAGAGGGCACAGGGGAAGGGUACAGAGACUUCGACGAGCUGAACGGCACCUUGGCGUCCAACUCGGACGAGGAUGUCGGGAGUACAGCGAUUGGCUCGGAAUUCAGCGCCUGCACGCCAGAUCCUCUCAGAUCAUCUCCGCUGCAAGAGGACUAUUUUUAUCGCGACAUCUUGGCGAGAGACCAGCAGGCGGCCUACAGGGCCAGUCUGCCGUGUAAACAUGGUACACAUGUUUCAACUCACUAUGCACCAGACUUCGAUGUCAGACAUCAGUACUUGCACCCAGACAGGAUACAGCAGACCAUGGUGUACUGCUCGUCGCCUGCCACGGCCUACGUGGAGCCGAACCGGAGCGAAUACUGGGAACUAAAAGCCAAGCUUCAUUUUGAGCCGGACUAUCUGGAGGUUCAUGAGAAAAGAACAACGUUUACUCAGUUCUGAGUUGCUACACCGACUUCCUUCUUGCCUCUGGUAUCGUGAAGGGUUAUAAAUUGAAUUAACUUCUUUAUGAUCUCAUUUGAAACAGACUAGACUCAGAGAUGUUGAGAUAUGAGACCCUUGUUUUAUUUAUCGCCUUUUCUACAUGCAAUCCUUCAGAAAGGCCUUCAUGCUCCUCAAAGAGCAAGGAGAUACAAUCACUUACUGAUCUACAGCAUGUAAUCAGGGGUGCCCAGCGUUAGUUCUGAACUUCUACCACCCUGUAGAGCAGUGUUUGGUCCUGGUGAACUCUUGCCUGCUCUAAUGUAUUAUCUGCAAUAUUCUGAAAGGGCUUGUUACUGAGCUUAUCAGUUGAAUUUGGUCUACUGGGAACAGAUUGAACACUAAUUGUGCAAGGCAGGGAGCUCCAGAACCAGGUUUGAGAAACUUCAAGCUCAAGUAAACCUGUUUCUGCUCAGGUUUUAAUUGCCAGGUUUAGUUUAAGUCUGUUCAAGCAGGUUGACUGUAGAAAAAUCAGCCAAUUGUGCUCCAGACUCUGGACCUUCAACGCCUAUCUUACUGCCUGGAGUCACAGCUUUAAGGUGAGAGUUAAGUACAGGUUUUUAUAGCAUUAAUAAAUCCAACUGCUGCACUGCUCACACUUAGAGCAAGUGGGAGUUAAUUAUGUAAGACGAAUAACAAAAAUUUAAUCUGAGCUAACAAACAUGCGGCGCGCUGUGAUUUAUUCCAGCGCUCUGAUCCUGAAGCUCAUCCACAGCUCAGCUCAGAGAAACCCUGCAGAGACUCAGAUUCCAACACGGACUGCUGGUGUUGUUUGGUCAGAAUUCAUUAAGGCCUAUUUCAAAUACGCCAAGCAUUCAAUGUGAUUUUCAGCAGGAAAUAUGAAAAAUACUUAAAAAAUAAAUAGUUAAACUGGUGGGAUGCAUGAAUUGAGCCCAGAUAACAUGCCCAUCAGGGGUCUAUACAGCUCUGAAAGAAAUAAAGAGAGCACCUAAAAGUGAUGAGUUUCUUUAAAUAUAACAAUUAAAAACCUCUGGAAUAUAAUCAAGAGGAAGAUGGAUGAUCACAAACCAUCAAACCACCAAACUGAACUGCUUGAAUUUUUUUGCACCAGGAGUAAAGCAGCAUAAAGUUAUCCAAAAGCAGUGUGUAAGACUGGUGGAGGAAAACAUGAUGCCAAGAUGAAUGAAA
Molecule: messenger RNA, 3927 nt
Organism: Astyanax mexicanus (Mexican tetra)
Lineage: Eukaryota; Metazoa; Chordata; Actinopteri; Characiformes; Acestrorhamphidae
Gene: slitrk5b
Product: SLIT and NTRK-like family, member 5b
Exons: 2
Coding region: 163-2739 (858 amino acids)
Biological process (GO): positive regulation of synapse assembly; axonogenesis; regulation of presynapse assembly
Cellular component (GO): membrane
Molecular function (GO): protein binding
Source: RefSeq, a predicted model, not a curated record